AUGGGAAUGGGAGCGGGAUUGGGAACGGGAAACGGUGACGGGGCUUUGGCGCUUGACGCAGGCGUUCCGGUGGGUCCCAACGGUGCCGAUCCCCUGCCCCUCGGCAACGUUUCCACCUACCCCGCCUCCAUCCCCAUCCUCCUGUCCCCGGAGCCCUGCGGCCCCAGCGGGCCCUUCCUCUUGGUGCUGGUGCCCAGCGCCGCGGAGCACGCGGAGCAGCGCCAAGCCGUGCGCGACACCUGGGGCCGGGGGACACCCCCGAAACCCCCCAAAACACUUCAAAACGCCCCCCAAAUGCCUGAAACGCCUAGAAACGCCCCCGAAACGCCCGAAAACGCCCCUGAAACGCCUAAAAACGCCCCCAAAACGCCUAGAAACGCCCCCGAAACGCCUGAAAACGCCCCCGAAACGCCUCAAAACGCCCCCGAAGAGCCCGAAACCGCCCCCGAAACGCCCUCCAUGCGCACCAUCUUCGUGGUGGGCCUGCCCGGGUCGCGGGCGGCGUGGCGGGCGCUGCGUGAGGAGUGGUUGCGUCACGGCGACGUGCUGCAGGGCGCGUUCCCCGACGCCUACGGCACGCUGACGCUGAAAACGCUGCUGCUGCUGCGUUGGGCGUCCCGGCGCUGCCCCGGCGCCCGUUUCCUUCUCAAGGCCGACGACGACGUCUUCGUCAACGUCCCCGCCUUGGCGCGGCACCUCCGGGCGCCAACGUUGCCCCGGCGCCUUUACUUGGGUCGGGUGCAUUGGUGGGUGCCCCCCAACCGCGACCCAUCGAGCCGUCACCACGUCCCCGCCGCGUUGUACCCGGCGUCGCGGUUCCCCCCUUACUGCAGCGGCACGGCCUACGUGCUGUCGCGCGCGGCGGCGUUGGCGGUGCUGGCGGCCGCCCCACACGUUCCUUUCGUGGGUCCCGAGGACGUGUGGGUCGGGUUGUGCGCCCGGCGUGCCGGGCUGGCGCCGCGGCACACGGCGCGGCUGGCGGGCGCCAUGAGGGUGCCGUUGGAUGGGUGCUGUUACGGGGAGGUGAUGUUCAGCGCGCACCGCCUGCGCCCCGAUGACAUGAGGGAAGUGUGGGGCGUGCUGACGGGGGGAGGGAACGGUUGUGGGGCGUUGGAGAGGGCCUUGGGGGUGCUGAGGUGUAGGGUGAUGGCUGCAAGGGCCGGAGGAGGGUGGUGA
Molecule: messenger RNA, 1176 nt
Organism: Pezoporus occidentalis (night parrot)
Lineage: Eukaryota; Metazoa; Chordata; Aves; Psittaciformes; Psittacidae
Gene: B3GALT4
Product: beta-1,3-galactosyltransferase 4
Exons: 3
Coding region: 1-1176 (391 amino acids)
Cellular component (GO): Golgi membrane
Molecular function (GO): N-acetyl-beta-D-glucosaminide beta-(1,3)-galactosyltransferase activity
Source: RefSeq, a predicted model, not a curated record